This is a messenger RNA of Epinephelus moara (kelp grouper), 10255 nucleotides long. It is a transcript of the gene myo5aa, whose product is annotated as myosin VAa. NCBI's taxonomy places the organism in Eukaryota, Metazoa, Chordata, Actinopteri, Perciformes, Serranidae. Gene Ontology annotation, biological process: actin filament organization; vesicle transport along actin filament. Gene Ontology annotation, molecular function: microfilament motor activity; ATP binding; actin filament binding. The record is from RefSeq and is a predicted model, not a curated record. Gene Ontology annotation, cellular component: vesicle; cytoplasm; myosin complex. The transcript has 42 exons. The coding region runs from base 240 to 5909 and encodes 1889 amino acids.
GACACCGAAACCUCAGCAGCAGCCUCAAGCUCUCCAGGUUAUCAUGGCGAUAAGAGACACAUCUUCCCCUUGAGUCCCCUGGAGCAGCAACAAAGGAUUUCUCCCUCCGCUAUAUGAACACUUACACACACACACACACACACACACACACACACACACACACACCCUCCCAUGCAGCAGCGCCGAGACCUGCCGGAGUUUUAGCCCUCACUGGAGAAAGGACAUAGCGUGUGACCGUCAUGGCAGCGUCGGAGCUGUACACAAAGUGUGCUCGGGUGUGGAUCCCCGAUGCAGAGGAAGUGUGGAAGUCUGCUGAGCUGACCAAGGACUACAAAAAUGGGGACGCCUCCCUGCAGCUUAUGCUGGAGGAUGGAAAGAACAUUGAACACAAACUGGACCCCAAGACGAAGAACCUGCCUUACCUGCGAAACCCCGACAUCUUGGUGGGCGAGAAUGACCUCACAGCACUCAGCUACCUCCACGAGCCGGCCGUGCUGCACAACCUCAAAGUCCGCUUCAUCGACUCCAAGCUCAUCUACACUUACUGCGGAAUCGUUCUGGUGGCCAUCAACCCGUAUGAGACGCUGCCAAUCUACGGAACGGACAUCAUCAAUGCCUACAGCGGUCAGAACAUGGGAGACAUGGACCCACAUAUCUUCGCUGUGGCAGAGGAGGCUUAUAAACAGAUGGCUAGGGAUGAGAGGAACCAGUCGAUCAUUGUGAGCGGGGAGUCCGGAGCAGGAAAGACAGUAUCAGCCAAAUAUGCCAUGAGAUACUUUGCUACGGUCAGCGGCUCCACCAGCGAGGCCAACGUCGAGCAGAAAGUCUUGGCUUCCAACCCCAUCAUGGAGGCCAUUGGAAAUGCAAAGACCACCCGAAAUGACAACAGCAGUCGUUUUGGGAAAUACAUCGAGAUCGGCUUCGACAACCGCUACCGAAUCAUCGGCGCCAACAUGAGAACUUAUCUGCUGGAGAAAUCACGAGUGGUGUUUCAGGCUGACGAGGAAAGGAAUUAUCAUAUCUUCUAUCAGCUCUGCGCAUCAUCCCAUCUGCCUGAGUUCAAGACUCUAAAGCUGAGCAGUGCAAAUGACUUCUUGUACACCAAGCAGGGCCGCAGCCCCGUUAUCGACGGUGUGGACGACACCAAGGAGCUGUCCACCACUCGCAAUGCCUUCACAUUGCUCGGUAUUAAUGAGUCCUAUCAGAUGGGGUUGUUCCAGGUUUUGGCUGCUAUUCUUCAUCUGGGAAACGUGGAGAUAAAGGACAGAGACGCAGACAGCAGUGCCAUUCCUCCCAACAAUCGCCACCUAACAGCGUUCUGCGAGUUGGUAGGCGUGACCUACCAGGACAUGGCUCAGUGGCUGUGCCACAGGAAGCUGAAGACGGCCACAGAGACGUACAUCAAGACCCUCCCCCGCCUGCAGGCCACCAACGCCCGUGACGCGCUGUCCAAACAUAUCUACGCUAAGCUCUUCAACUGGAUUGUGGAGCACGUUAACAAAGCCCUAAUCACCAAUAUCAAACAGCACUCCUUCAUUGGGGUCCUCGACAUAUACGGGUUCGAGACAUUUGAGAUUAACAGCUUUGAGCAGUUCUGUAUCAACUACGCUAAUGAGAAACUCCAGCAACAGUUCAACAUGCAUGUGUUCAAGCUGGAACAGGAGGAGUACAUGAGGGAGCAGAUCCCCUGGACUCUGAUUGACUUCUACGACAAUCAGCCGUGCAUCAACCUCAUAGAAGCCAAGAUGGGCAUCCUGGACCUGCUGGAUGAGGAGUGCAAGAUGCCAAAAGGUUCGGAUGACUCGUGGGCUCAGAAACUCUACAACACCCAUUUAAAGACCUGCUCCCUGUUUGAGAAGCCCCGCAUGUCUAACCGCGCCUUCAUCAUCCAACAUUUUGCUGACAAGGUGGAGUACCAGUGUGACGGUUUCCUGGAGAAGAACAAGGACACAGUGAACGAGGAACAGAUCCAUGUGCUCAAGGCCAGCAAGUUUGACCUGCUGGUGGAGCUGUUCCAGGAUGAGGAGAAAGCCACCAGCCCCACUGGUCAGGUCCCCGGCACUGGAGGCCGGACCCGCCUCAGCAUCAAACCUGACAAGGGUCGAGAUAAGAGCAGCAAGGAGCACAAGAAGACUGUCGGCUGCCAGUUUCGUAACUCUCUGCAAAUGCUGAUGGAGACUUUGAACGCAACCACUCCACACUACGUUCGCUGCAUCAAACCUAAUGACUUCAAGUUGGCCUUCUCAUUUGACCCUAAACGUGCAGUGCAGCAGCUCAGAGCCUGUGGUGUCCUGGAAACCAUCCGCAUCUCUGCUGCUGGAUUCCCGUCCAGAUGGACGUACCAGGAGUUCUUCAGCCGUUACAGAGUGCUGAUGAAGCAGAAAGACGUGUUACCUGACAAGAAGCUGACUUGCAGAAAUGUUCUGGAGAUGCUGGUGCAGGACCACGAUAAAUACCAGUUUGGUAAGACCAAGAUCUUCUUCAGGGCUGGCCAGGUCGCCUACCUGGAGAAGUUGAGAGCGGAGAAGUUGCGAGCUGCCUGCAUUCGCAUCCAGAAAACCAUCCGCUGCUGGCUAGCACGCAAGAAGUAUCUGCGCAAGCGCAGCGCUGCCAUCACCAUCCAGAGGUUCACCAGAGGAUACCAGGCUCGCUGCUUGGCCAAGUUCAUGCGUCGCACGCAGGCGGCCACCAUCAUCCAGAAGUACCAGAGGAUGUGCGUGGAGAGGAAACGCUACAGGCAGAAGCAGGCUGCUGCCCUGGUCAUGCAGACGAUCCUCAGAGCUUACAUGGCCCGGCAGAAGUACCAGGCGUUACUGCGGGAGCACAAGGUGGUGAUCAUUCAGAAGCGCGUUCGUGGCUGGUUGGCUCGGUGCUGGUACAAGCGCUGCCUCGUCUCCAUCGUCUACCUGCAGUGCUGCAUUCGCAGGAUGAGGGCCAGACGCGAGCUAAAGAAGCUGAAGAUCGAGGCUCGCUCAGUGGAGCAUUUCAAGAAGCUCAACAAAGGCAUGGAGAACAAGAUCAUGCAGCUGCAGAGGAAAAUCGACGAGCAGACCAAGGACAACAGGUCAAUGCACGAGAAGCUAAACGGUCUGGAGACUUCAUACACAGUAGAGAGCGAGCGGAUGCGUGGCGAGCUGAACCGGCUGCGUGGGGUGGAGGAGGAUGCCAAGAACAAAGGCAGCCAGGUGACGUCGCUGCUGGAGGAGCUGGAGAAGCUGAGGAAGGAGCUGAGCUCCACACAGAAGGAGAAGAAGACCAUCGAAGACUGGGCGCAAACCUACAGGGACGAAAUGGAGAAAAUGGUCUCGGAGCUGAAGGAUCAGAAUGGCUCACUGAAGAAGGAGAAGGACGACUUGAACAGGUUGAUUCAGGAACAGAGUCAGCAGAUGACAGAGAAAAUGGCCCGUGCUAUAGCAGAGGAGACUCAGCAGCUGGAAACAGAUCUGAACGAGGAGCGAUCUCGCUACCAGAAUCUCCUGACAGAACACCUUCGCCUCGAGGAGAAAUACGACGACCUCAAAGAAGAGAUGGUUUCCUCGAACGUCUCCAAGCCUGGCCACAGGAGAACAGAUUCCACCCACAGCAGCAACGAAUCAGAGUACACCUGCAACUCAGAGUACGCCGAAUUGGAAGAAGGUUCCCGUGCCGCAGAAGAUGUCACACGAGGAAUCGACACCUCGCUGACCCUCAAGCUGCAGAAACGUCUCACAGAAUUGGAGCAAGAAAAGCAGUCGCUGCGCAACGAGCUGGAAAACAAAGAGGACCAGUUCCAGCGGGCUAGAGCCAGGGAUGAUGCAGAGUUUAAAAAGGCUCGUGGGGCAGAGCUGGAGUAUGAGUCCCUGAAACGUCAGGAGCUGGAGUCAGAAAACAAGAAGCUGAAACAUAACCUGGCAGAGAUUAGGCAAAGCCUGCUGGGUAACGCAGCUACAAACGCCGGGGCCCCGGGCUCCCCUGCUUACAAGGUGCUCUUGGAGCAGCUCAACUCCUCCUGCGAAGAGCUGGAGGUCCGCAAGGAGGAGGUGCUGAUCCUGCGCUCCCAGCUGGUCAGUCAGAAGGAAGCCAUGCACCACAAGGAGACCAUGACUGAGCCUUCUGUCUUCGUUGAGGACGUGUCCAAACUGAAGGACGCUGAUGAACUCAAACAAGCUUACAUAGGCCUCAAAGACACCAACAGAUCUCCUAGGUUCAUGCGUAAGCCGUUGGAAGUCAAUGAUCUCCUGAGUAGGCUGAGAUCUGCCGCUCCAGACUUCCAUAAGCUGAAUGAGGACGGAGAGCUGUGGCUGGUUAAUCAGGGCUUAAAGGAAACCAUCAGGUUACUGGAGCACCAGCUGCAGACUCAGAGGAGAAGUUACGAUAACGAGGUGGAGUCGUUGCGCGGCGAGCUGCAAAAUGUCAAGGAGGAGAAUAACCGUCAGCAGCAGCUCUUGGCCCAAAACCUCCAGCUGCCCCCAGAGGCCCGAAUCGAAGCCAGUCUGCAACACGAGAUUACCCGACUCACCAACGAGAACCUGGAGCUCCUGGCUGAAGACCCCACGGCAUCGCAAGAGACUCGAGUCAUCAUUUUACGACGGAUGGUUGAUCUAAUGGAGCAGCUGGAGAAGCAGGACCGAACUAUCCGCAAGCUCAAGAAGCAGCUGAAGGUUUACUCCAAGAGGAUCGGAGAGAUGGGAGCGGGUCAAACGGAGGGACAGACGUCUCCAGGACAGAUGGUGGACGAGCCGAUACACCCUGUCAACAUUCCCCGCAGGGAGAAAGAUUUCCAAGGGAUGCUGGAGUACAAGAAGGAGGAUGAGCUCAAACUGGUCAAGAACCUGAUCCUUGAGCUGAAGCCUCGCGGUGUAGCUGUGAAUCUGAUCCCAGGUCUGCCAGCCUACAUCCUGUUUAUGUGUCUAAGACAUGCAGACUACGUCAACGAUGACCAGAAGGUCCGCACCCUGCUCACUUCAACCAUCAACAGUAUUAAGAAGAUCCUAAAGAAACGAGGAGACGACUUUGAGACGGUCUCCUUCUGGCUGGCUAACACCUGUCGCUUCUUACACUGUCUGAAACAAUACAGCGGAGACGAGGCCUUCAUGAAGCACAACACGUCGAGGCAGAAUGAACACUGUCUGUCCAACUUCGACCUGGCAGAGUACAGACAGGUGAUCAGUGACCUGGCCAUCCAGAUCUACCAGCAGCUGAUCAAAUGCAUGGAGAACAUCCUCCAGCCCAUGAUAGUCUCUGGCAUGCUGGAACACGAGACCAUCCAGGGCGUGUCGGGGGUGAAGCCCACAGGUCUCCGUAAGCGGACAUCCAGUAUCGCUGACGAGGGCACCUACACCCUGGACUCCAUCCUGCGGCAGCUCAGCGCCUUCCACUCCACCAUGUGCCAGCACGGCACCGAUCCCGAGCUCAUCAAGCAGGUGGUGAAGCAGCAGUUCUACAUCAUCGGAGCCGUCACCCUCAACAACCUGCUGCUACGCAAGGACAUGUGCUCCUGGAGCAAAGGCAUGCAGAUCAGGUACAAUGUGAGCCAGCUGGAGGAGUGGCUCAGAGACAAAGGUCUGAUGAUAUGUGGAGCCAAGGAAACUCUGGAGCCUCUGAUCCAGGCCGCUCAGCUGCUGCAGGUGAAGAAAAAGACUGACGAGGACGCUGAGGCCAUCUGCUCCAUGUGCCAGGCCCUCACCACUGCUCAGAUUGUGAAGGUCCUGAACCUCUACACUCCAGUCAACGAGUUUGAGGAGAGAGUGUCGGUUGCAUUCAUACGAACCAUACAGACUCGUUUGCGAGACCGGUGUGAGAGUCCCCAGUUACUGAUGGACACGAAGAUGAUUUACCCGGUCACCUUCCCGUUCAACCCUUCCUCCCUCGCCCUGGAAACCAUCCAGAUCCCAGGCUCGCUCAACCUUGCGUUCCUCACCCGUGUCUAAACUGAGGCCCCCCACAGGACAGCUCUGAGCCCUGCUGCAAUUCUGACAUAGUGGCCACAGUUGGAAUUGCAAGUCACAUGACACUCACUGGCCCAAAAAGACUUUUAGCCAUAUAAAACCAUCACAAGAGAAAUAAAAACAUUUGGAGCGUCACAAACGCUCCAAAAUUAGGAUUUGUAUUCACACAAUUUGAGCAAUUAUGUCUAAAAAAUUGUCUGAAAAGGCGCAAAGAGCUUCAAAACAUGGUUUCCAGUUCUCUUAAAUGCAAAAUUGAACACACAAACCCCACCACAUGCUGAACUUUCAACAUGCAUCUGUACAAUACUUACAUCCUCUGAACACACACAUGCACGCCUACACUCACGUGCACUUUCUCUCUUACAAAACGCACAAUAAUACACGACACAUACGGUCGCCGCCGCUGGUUUAAAUCUGGCUGUAAAGCGCCCUCGUCCAUCCACUGCUUGUAUAAACGCCUGCCUCUUAGAGAAGCCACAGGACCAGAUCAACGCCUCCAAUCUCCUUCGAUACCGGGGUCUGUCUUAGUGGUCUUGACCCUGUUUACCCCGGCCCCCUCCUCUGUGUCCCAACUAGCUGUUAAGAUAGUUCUUGUCAUCGUCUCGUUCUCCGGUGAGAAUGUAUGUACCUAUACACGGGAGCGGGCCCAAAAGGAGGUGUCGAGGCCUCAUACAGAGUAACAACUCGAUAAGUCGUAGUCUUGGUAUGUUGGGUCUCUGAGUCCCAGUACAAAGCCAGCUGAGUGAUACCAUGCUAACGUUAGCUCUCUCCACCUGGACCAGACUUUGUUCUGUAUGUCGUCAUUUUACUCUCUGAACACAGUCAAGCCAAGACAGAAAUCAUCGUCUGUACUAUAUUAUUUAUACAUAUAUAAAUAUGAAUAAUAUAUAUCAUGUAUUUUAUUUAUUGCAUUCACCUCCGUCCCCACCUUCCCUUUUUAGAGUAGAAGCUUUCUCCCUGCAGAAAAAUGUGUCUGACAUAUGAAGGAUGGGACCAUCAUUUCCCAGGAUAAACAGCUUUGUAAGGAGUCGUAGGCUAUUUAUGUCGAUAUCAGGUAAAUGAUGUAGUCUAGUUAAAGGAGAGCUGGCGCAGAUGAUUAUUUGUUAGGUCACGUCUUAACUUAACUUAGAGAUGUCGAGCUUUAUCGUGUUUAUCCUGCAUUUCUGGCAGAUGAAGUGUAGCACGGGUUUAACUGAGGAGAGAUUUAGAAGGUGUGAGGUUUAAGCUCUGUCAAGGGUUUGACCUGCUGCGAUCUAUACUGUUUACAGCUGUGACCAGAGCUGCGCGUCACAACAAACACUGGCAUAAAGAUUUAAUCACACACACAACAUAACUCUCUGCUUACUGCUGUAUCAUCAGGAGUUUAUACUCCUGGCAGUUUCCUCUCUCGGCUCGUCUUCUCUGGUCACAGCUCUAGUCAGAGCUUUGAAACUGUUUUACUAUGAUCAAUGUGGAACUAUUUAUUUCAGUAUUGUUUAUUUUCUAAAGUAUCAAGGUGAUGUAUAUCGUGAAGCCAUGAACCACUGAGCAGAAUGGAUAGAAAAACUUACUCUGAAGUUGGUUUUGGGAGUUUGUGUCAAAUCUGUCCAGCUUUACAACAGUGCUUUCUGCUUUAAUCCCACACUAAGGCACCGUGUCCACAGAAGUGUUUUUUCCUGAGACCAAUGUAUAUUUGAAAUUCUUACAAUGGGAGCGCCGCGUAUUGAUGCUAGGCUACAAACACCAGAAAUGUGACAAAGCGCUGAGCGUCUAUUCUGCACUAAGAGCUGCAUGUUUAGUUUAUUUCUGAGCGCUGAAAGUUGGAAAAUGUUUAACUUUGGAUAAAACGCUGCGCUCAUUACUGUCACUUUUUACCCACAGUUGCAGAGGGACAAAUACCACAAAGACCAUCGGUCACAUCUUACAUGUGCAAGUGCCGAACAACAACAAUGGAGGAGAAAUAUAUAUGUUUCAGCCCUCCCUUUAUACAGAGUGAAUACUCUACCCUGCACUGGCGUUUCUACUUCCGCAGAUAUUCAGAAUCUUAGCAACCACACAGAACCAAAGUGUCUCAGCCAAAAAAUGCUGUGCCUCCAAAGCACUCUCAAGCGCUACCAGCAUUUCCUUAGUAGCACCUGACAUUUUCAGCUUGAGGGGGAAAAAACACUUUGGUGGAGACAGGGCCUAACUGCAGCUUUGGGGACUGAUUCCUCUCCCACAUGUCCACCCUAUGCCUUCCUGUUAAGUGGCCAAGAAAGCACAACAUGGGCCUUUAUUACCAAAAACAACAGAAUAUGUGGAGCUGUUAGCGAUUGUUUCCACAUCUCACUUGCACCACAGGUUUAACUUUACGGCUACUGACAUGAAAGAUAUUUUUGUCUUUUCUGUUUGGUGCACGGCUAGUUUCGGAUCAGACAUGCGGACAUAUUUGGUACUUGCUUUCAAAGGCUGAGGGUGAUUCUGCAGCACACCUGUUAUUCAGUCAGUCUGGCUACAGUGUGGUAUGGUAACUGUGCAGCAUGCUCCGCUGCUGUUGCUGCUGCUGCUGAUGCUGAUGCCCUCAUCUAACCUGCAUGGGCUUGGCUUUACCAGCAUUACCAGUAACCAGAAAUGAACCAGCAUGCUAUUUUUGUUUGUUUUUUACCAAGAAACCUAGGUGUAGCCAAGAGUCGUGGGACAAGCGUCAGGGAAUCUGCCCGUGUUGUUUCAAGAUGUCUGUGUUAAUGUCGUCCUCGCUGCCUCAUGUUUAGCACUUUUGCCCGUUUACUUUUGUGCCAUUAGUAUUAUCAGUCAACCAGAUUUGCCUCUGACCCUCAUGUGAACCUUAUUUUUGCGGAACAACCUUACCCUUUCACAAAGAUAUUUCACUUUCACAGCGUUUUUUUAAGGUGCUUAUUUAAAUAGGAGAUUAUGAAUGGUCACCAAGACUGGAUUCAGUACCCUUUUUUUAUUUAAUGUUUUGUUUCGUCCAAAACCAACCAACCCAGGAAGCAUAGAUCAGAGAUCAUUUUGCAGUACUGAGAUGUCAGAGGCUCCAGUAAAGAUGCAGUAUGUGAAAUCAAAAUGUUUUUAUCUCAUGAAAUGCCAUAUGAAGCAGGCCGCUCUCACUCUGACAGAAACAAGCGACAGACAAAAGCAAAUUGUAAGUGGAGUAAAGAGAAGUUAGUAUGUGAAGUUGUUUUGUGUUGCACCUGUGUUUGAGAAUAAUUCUAUAUCCAUAAGCUCUCAUCGGGACCACGUGUUAAUCAAGCUGCCUUUUGUUAUAUCGUUUGGAUUCAUAGGUAGUUUAUGGUUUAUGUAAAGAGUACAUAUCUGUGACGGCGAAAAGGACAAUAAAUGAAGGAAUAUAAUUAACCAUAUGAAUGUUUCAAAUUGUUAAUGAAGUGUAUCAUGAUCUAGCUGCACAUUGUUGGACAAAGCCUUAUCUGAAUCAUCUGAAUGACUGAAACACAUGAUCGACAUUGUGGCAUUGUUUUGUUCUGUCAGCGUAGGUUUUUUUUUUUCCCACUGUAAAAUGAAUAUAAAUUGUUAAAUGUAAUUAUUUUUAAUUUGGUAAGGUGUCCUUUUGUCUUGCAGUUGGUGUCACAGAUGGGUUGCACUGUUAGCCAUCAGUCCAAAUGCACUUUUUAGACAUUUCUGAGGAAGUCAGAUUAAAGAUAGAUGGAUGAAAAACACUUCUUCCUUUUAGCUUCUACCACCUUUUUACUGAACUGCAGCCCAUCAAGCUUCCUCCACCACAUUCCCUGUGUGCGUGGGGCGCCUCACUCAGUGAUUUUUCUCGCUGUUUUAUUAAAACUAUCAAUUAAUGCAAGACACAAAUAAGAAGACCGAUAACUUUCAUGGAUUCAGCAGCAGCAGCCUUCUCACACUGAUGGAUGGAGAGUGUGAAGGCUGGCCUAGUUUUAAAGGAGAAAACGUUCAUUAAUGGUUGGUAUUGUUGAGCAGAGCCGCUGCGUCUUGUUCCCCUGGGCUUCUCUUGGGCUCUCACACAGGAGAAAGUGUCAUUCCUUCACUCUGUGUUUUUACAUUAAGGAGAGAGUUGGUUGUAUGAUACGACGUAGACAUUAUAAAUGACCAUUGUUCUUAUCAGCACUAGCGUUGAUUGUGCCAUUUAAAGAAAUUGUUCAAAACAGAAGAUAUAUCAUCACCCUCAGCUGUUGUGGUACUGGUGUGAACAUGCUGACGCCAGUACCAAAUGUUUCCUCUCUGACCCAUGUGUACAUUUGACAAACUGGACUGUUUGUAGUUUCUGGUAGCUGUGCUUAGUGAAUGUGUUCACCGUUAAGAAACUAAGAAACUUGGAAUAAAUUGUCAAAUCUGUAAAAGUAAAAUAAAAGAAUUCAGCACUG